Capsella rubella is the source of this 1432-nucleotide messenger RNA. Its product is annotated as clathrin light chain 1. The record is from RefSeq and is a predicted model, not a curated record. Bases 84 to 1112 code for a protein of 342 amino acids. Gene Ontology annotation, biological process: intracellular protein transport; clathrin coat assembly; clathrin-dependent endocytosis. The transcript has 3 exons. Gene Ontology annotation, cellular component: clathrin coat of trans-Golgi network vesicle; clathrin coat of coated pit; plasma membrane. NCBI's taxonomy places the organism in Eukaryota, Viridiplantae, Streptophyta, Magnoliopsida, Brassicales, Brassicaceae. Gene Ontology annotation, molecular function: clathrin heavy chain binding; structural molecule activity.
CUGAAAAUCAAACAAACGAGCGAGAGAUCAAAAAAGUCCCAAGACGAGAGAGAGAAUCUGUGAUCUGAAAGGCUCCUUUAACCAUGGCGACUUUUGACGACGGAGAUUUCCCAGCUCAAACUCAUUCUCCGUCUGAACACGACGACUUUGGCUACGAUAAUUUCUCCGAAGCUCAGCCACCUCCGACUCAGCACCCAUCCGGUGGAUUCUCCUCUUUUAAUGGUGAUGGAGCUUAUGGAUCUGAGAAUCCUGCUUCCCCUAACGGCUACGGAUUUGGUGCUUCCUCACCUAACCAUGAGUUUUCCUCUCCUUUUGAGUCUUCCGCCAAUGAUGCUAACGGAAACGGCGGCGGCACCGACGACGCGAUCUUCGCUUCCGAUGGCCCCGUUCUUCCAGAUCCGAUUGAGAUGAGGGAGGAGGGUUUCCAACGCCGUGAGUGGCGCCGUCUAAACGCCAUUCACCUUGAGGAGAAGGAAAAGAAAGAGAAGGAGAUGCGGAACCAGAUCAUAACUGAAGCAGAAGAAUACAAGAAAGCCUUCUAUGAGAAAAGAGAGAAGACCAUUGAAACCAACAAGACUGAUAACCGUGAAAAGGAAAAGCUAUACUGGGCUAACCAAGAGAAGUUCCACAAAGACGUUGACAAGCAUUACUGGAAAGCAAUUGCAGAGCUAAUCCCGCGUGAGGUUCCCAACAUCGAGAAGAGAGGGAAAAAGGAUCCGGACAAGAAACCAUCAGUGAAUGUUAUCCAAGGUCCUAAACCUGGGAAGCCAACUGAUCUAGGGAGAAUGAGGCAGAUAUUCUUGAAGCUCAAGACAAAUCCCCCACCCCACAUGAUGCCGCCUCCUCCUCCAGCCAAAGAUGCCAAAGAUGGGAAAGAUGCCAAAGAUAGCAAGGAUGCAAAAGGUGGGAAAGAUGGUAAGGAUGCAAAAGGAGGGAAGGACGCCAAGGACUUAAAAGAUGGGAAACCUGCUGAUCCAAAGGCGACAGAGGAAAAACCUGCCUCACCUGCCAAAGACGCAAGUGUUGAAACAGCAAAACCCGAAGCUGCUGCCUCAGGAGAGGGAGAGAAACCUGUGGCUGUAGCUGAGGCUGAGGGAGCCAAGGCGGAGUGAAAAAUGUCUUUAGUAUAACUGUUGGGGGAUUAUUUGAUAUUGAAGUCACAAUAGCUGCGGGCGAAAUAAGAAGGGGUUAGUUAUGUGCGCAAAGAAGCUCUAUCUGUGGGCACAACAUUUCUUCUUCUGGAGAGAGAAUUUUUAGUCCUUUUGUUUUUUUUGGUUAUUAUUUUUUCAUUAUCAAUAUAUUUGUUCUGCAAAAAUUUGGUUAUUGUCUUGGAUGAUGAUGUUCACUUUAAAAUCAUUUUGGUUCCACUUAAUUUCAUUUAUGUGUGCACAUUUAUAAGAACUUUGAUCAGAAGUAAAGGUUGUUGGAUGAA